Messenger RNA from Ipomoea triloba (trilobed morning glory), 623 nucleotides. RefSeq lists its product as uncharacterized. The transcript has a single exon. NCBI's taxonomy places the organism in Eukaryota, Viridiplantae, Streptophyta, Magnoliopsida, Solanales, Convolvulaceae. Bases 91 to 588 code for a protein of 165 amino acids. The record is from RefSeq and is a predicted model, not a curated record.
UGCUGGUGUACCCAAGCAUGCUUGCACCCACCAUUUGUUAAAUACAUUCCCUAUCGGACAUUCAAUUCAUAUGCAGAAGUGAAGCUAGGAAUGGGGAACGCCAUAGGAGGGAGAAAGAAAGCAAAGGUGAUGAAGAUCGACGGCGAAACCUUGAAGCUGAAAACGCCGGUGUCAGCGUUCGAUGUUAUUAAGGAUUACCCUGGGCAUGUGUUGUUGGACUCGGAAACAGUGAAGAGGUUUGGGGUAAGAGCGACGCCAUUGGAGGCGGAGCAAGAACUGAAGCCCAAAAAGAUUUACUUUCUGGUGGAAUUGCCCAAGUUUCCUCGAGGUGAGAGAGUGCCGAGACGGAUGAGGUCUGCAGGCGUUCAUCACAUGAGCGCCACGGACCGGCUAGAAGCGCUGAUGAAGAUGCGAAGGUCGAGUUCCGAUGUGUCGGCGGCGGUGAGAAGGGAAUGGGGGCCGGUUCAGAUCAAGCUGAGGCUGCCCAGAGCUCAGGUGGAGAAGGUGAUCGUAGAGAGCAGGGACGAAGGUGAGGCGGCGGAAAAGAUCAUCAAUCUUUGUAUACGUGAUGUCGACAAAGGCCGUUAGUUUAGUUGUGUGUUGCCGACAUUUGUGUUGUCUUA